Molecule: messenger RNA, 2037 nt
Organism: Enhydra lutris kenyoni (northern sea otter)
Lineage: Eukaryota; Metazoa; Chordata; Mammalia; Carnivora; Mustelidae
Product: bestrophin 3
Molecular function (GO): chloride channel activity
Source: RefSeq, a predicted model, not a curated record
AUGACUGUCACGUACUCCAGUAAAGUAGCAAAUGCGACUUUUUUUGGAUUUCAUAGGUUACUCCUCAAGUGGAGAGGCAGCAUCUACAAACUACUGUACAGGGAAUUUAUUGUCUUUGCUGUUUUUUACACGGCAAUAAGUUUGGUGUACAGAUUGUUACUUACAGGAGCCCAAAAACGUUACUUUGAAAAAUUAUCAAUUUACUGUGACAGAUAUGCUGAACAAAUUCCAGUAACCUUUGUGCUUGGGUUUUAUGUCACUCUGGUAGUGAACCGAUGGUGGAACCAGUUUGUGAAUCUGCCCUGGCCGGAUAGGCUGAUGUUCCUCAUCUCCAGCAGUGUUCACGGAAGGGACGAGCACGGGCGCCUGCUAAGAAGGACGCUGAUGCGCUAUGUCAAUCUCACGUCUCUACUUAUCUUCCGCUCUGUGAGCACCGCUGUGUACAAAAGGUUCCCAACCAUGGACCACGUGGUUGAAGCAGGUUUUAUGACAGCAGAUGAAAGAAAAUUAUUUGACCAUCUCAAAUCCCCUCAUCUGAAAUACUGGGUUCCAUUCAUCUGGUUUGGAAAUCUUGCAGCGAAAGCCCGAAAGGAAGGUAGAAUCAGGGACAGUGUUGACCUACAAUCAUUGAUGACUGAAAUGAACAAAUACCGCUCUUGGUGCAGCCUCUUAUUUGGCUACGACUGGGUUGGGAUUCCGCUGGUCUACACCCAGGUUGUCACCCUGGCAGUCUACACCUUCUUCUUUGCCUGCCUGAUUGGACGCCAGUUUUUGGAUCCCACCAAAGGCUACGCAGGGCAUGACCUAGACCUUUACAUUCCGAUCUUCACGCUCCUCCAGUUCUUCUUCUACGCGGGAUGGCUCAAGGUAGCUGAGCAGCUUAUCAACCCAUUUGGAGAAGACGAUGAUGAUUUUGAAACCAACUGGUGCAUUGACAGAAACUUGCAGGUCUCUCUUUUAGCUGUGGAUGAGAUGCACAUGAGCUUACCUAAGAUGAAAAAGGACAUUUACUGGGACGAUUCUGCUGCUCGACCGCCCUAUACGCUGGCAGCUGCAGACUACUGCAUACCCUCAUUUCUGGGGUCAACUGUCGAAAUGGGACUGUCUGGAUCCGACUUCCCUGGCGAGGACUGGCUGUGGAGUUACGAGAAGCACGGCCACCGCCGUUCCGUGAUUAGGAGAGUCAAGAGAUUCCUGAGCGCCCACGAACACCCCUCCAGCCCCCGGAGGAGAAGCUACAGCCGGCAGGCCAGUGACAGCUCCAUGUUCUUUCCCCCAAGCGGUGAUGUCAGCCCAGCCAGGGAUCUGUUGGACGUGCCCUCCAGAAGCUACCACCGUGCCCCAGGCACCCCGAACCAGACCUGCCCCCCAGAGGGGAGCAUCAAGAUGUACUCCAGCCUGGGGGAGCUGUCCACCAUCAGGGAGACCAGCCGGACGAGCACUUUGCAGAGCCUGAGUCCACAGCCCAGUGUGAGGGUCUCCCCCACCAAAAUGCCGCAGGUGCCCGAGGUACUGAUCACAGUGGCCGAGGCAUCAGUGCCUGUGUCCGAUGGCUCCAUGGCCUCCAUUCAGAGUGCAGAGUUUACUGGGGUGGAGCCAAGUGGGACUGGACAGCAGGAGGUCCCCGUGGGAUUGAUUCCUUGCCCCUCAGAGAAAGGGACACCUCCGAGGGAUCCCAGUCCCCAGACUAGUUCUGCCAAAGAUGAAAGAAAUGUUCCCACAUUUGUCUCUGGGGAAGACCCUAAAGAUGACAAGUUCCUGAAAAGGUGGAGCCUCCCGGGGUUCCUGGAGUCCAGCCACACCUCCCCAGUGGGCCUCCGCCCAGAUCCCAUGAGCCCUGAGCCCAUUCUCUUACUCGACACAGAAACAUCUUCAGAGACCAGUGGAAUCAACAUCGUGGCUGGCUCUCGAGCCUCUCCUGAUAUGCUGUAUUUAAUGGAAAAUCUGGACACCAAGGAAACAGAUAUCAUAGAUUUUAACAAUGAGCCAGCUGAGGAACCACCCAAAGGAAAACCAGCCUCUAGGACCUGGUUCUAG